CUUCCCCUCCUCCCCCUUCCCCUCCUCCCUCCCCGCCCCCACCUCCUUCCUCCUUUCCGAAGGGCUGGUAACUUGUUGUGCGGAGCGAGCGGCGGCGGCGGCACCAUCCAGGCGGGCACCAUGGGCACGUCCGCGCGCUGGGCGCUCUGGCUGCUGCUCGCGCUGUGCUGGGCGCCCCGAGAGAGCGGCGCCACCGGAGCCGGAAGAAAAGCCAAAUGUGAAGCCUCCCAGUUCCAGUGCACAAAUGGCCGAUGUAUCACCCUGCUGUGGAAAUGCGAUGGGGAUGAAGACUGCACGGAUGGCAGUGACGAGAAGAACUGUGUGAAGAAGACAUGCGCUGAGUCUGACUUUGUAUGCAACAAUGGCCAGUGUGUUCCUAAUCGAUGGCAGUGUGACGGGGAUCCUGACUGUGAAGAUGGUUCUGAUGAAAGCCCAGAACAGUGCCAUAUGAGAACAUGCCGCAUAAAUGAAAUCAGCUGUGGCGCCCGCUCCACUCAGUGUAUCCCAGUGUCCUGGCGGUGUGAUGGUGAAAAUGAUUGUGACAGUGGAGAAGAUGAAGAAAACUGUGGCAACAUAACGUGUAGCUCUGAUGAGUUCACCUGCUCCAGUGGCCGCUGCAUCUCCAGGAAUUUCAUGUGCAAUGGCCAGGAUGACUGCAGUGAUGGCAGCGACGAGCUGGACUGCGCCCCACCAACCUGCGGGCCCCACGAGUUCCAGUGCAGCACCUCCUCCUGCAUCCCCAUCAGCUGGGUGUGCGACGACGACGCAGACUGCUCGGACCAGUCGGAUGAGUCCCUGGAGCAGUGCGGCCGCCAGCCAGUGAUCCACACCAGGUGCCCGGCCAGCGAGAUCCAGUGUGGCUCUGGCGAGUGCAUCCACAAGAAGUGGCGAUGCGACGGGGAUCCCGACUGCAAGGACGGCAGCGAUGAGGUCAACUGUCCUUCCCGAACCUGCCGACCUGACCAGUUUGAGUGUGAAGAUGGCAGCUGCAUCCACGGCAGCAGGCAGUGUAACGGCAUCCGAGACUGCGUGGACGGUUCUGAUGAAGUCAACUGCAAGAACGUUAAUCAGUGCUUGGGUCCCGGGAAAUUCAAGUGCAGAAGUGGGGAAUGCAUUGAUAUCAGUAAAGUGUGCAACCAGAAGCAGGACUGCAGGGACUGGAGUGACGAGCCCCUGAAGGAAUGCCAUGUAAAUGAGUGCUUGGUUAAUAAUGGCGGAUGCUCCCAUAUCUGCAAAGACCUAGUUAUAGGCUAUGAAUGUGACUGUGCAGCUGGGUUUGAACUCAUAGAUAGGAAAACCUGUGGAGAUAUUGAUGAAUGCCAAAAUCCGGGAAUCUGCAGUCAAAUUUGUAUCAACUUAAAAGGCGGUUACAAGUGUGAAUGUAGUCGUGGCUAUCAAAUGGAUCUUGCCACGGGCGUGUGCAAGGCAGUAGGCAAAGAGCCGAGUCUGAUCUUCACCAAUAGACGAGACAUCAGGAAGAUUGGCUUGGAGAGGAAAGAAUAUAUCCAACUAGUUGAACAGCUGCGAAACACUGUGGCUCUCGAUGCUGACAUCGCUGCUCAGAAACUAUUCUGGGCUGAUCUAAGCCAAAAGGCCAUCUUCAGUGCCUCAAUUGAUGACAAAGUUGGUAGACAUGUUAAAAUGAUCGACAAUGUCUAUAAUCCUGCAGCCAUUGCUGUUGAUUGGGUGUACAAGACCAUCUACUGGACUGACGCGGCUUCUAAGACUAUUUCAGUAGCUACCCUAGACGGAACCAAGAGGAAGUUCCUGUUUAACUCUGACUUGCGAGAGCCUGCCUCCAUAGCUGUGGACCCGUUGUCUGGUUUUGUUUACUGGUCAGACUGGGGUGAACCAGCUAAAAUUGAAAAAGCAGGAAUGAAUGGGUUUGACAGACGGGCUCUGGUGACAGCGGACAUCCAGUGGCCUAACGGAAUUACACUUGACCUUAUAAAGGGCCGCCUCUAUUGGCUGGAUUCCAAAUUGCACAUGUUAUCCAGUGUGGACUUGAACGGCCAAGAUCGCAGGAUAGUCCUAAAGUCUCUGGAAUUCCUAGCUCAUCCCCUGGCACUCACAAUAUUUGAGGAUCGUGUCUACUGGAUAGAUGGGGAAAAUGAAGCAGUCUAUGGUGCCAAUAAAUUCACUGGCUUGGAGCUGGCCACUCUAGUUAACAACCUUAAUGAUGCCCAGGACAUCAUUGUCUAUCACGAACUUGUACAACCAUCAGGUAAAAACUGGUGUGAAGAAGAUGUGGAGAAUGGAGGAUGUGAAUACCUCUGCCUGCCAGCCCCACAGAUUAAUGACCACUCUCCAAAAUACACCUGUUCCUGUCCCAAUGGAUACAAUCUAGAGGAGAAUGGCCAAGAGUGCCAAAGGAUCAAUUUGACCACAGCAGUAUCGGAGGUCAAUGUUCCCCCUAAAGGGACUUCUGCUGCCUGGGCCAUCCUUCCCCUCUUGCUCUUAGCAAUGGCAGCAGUAGGUGGCUACUUGAUGUGGCGGAAUUGGCAACAUAAGAACAUGAAAAGCAUGAACUUUGACAAUCCUGUGUACUUGAAGACCACUGAAGAGGACCUAUCAAUAGACAUUGGUAGACACAGUGCUUCUGUUGGACACACGUACCCAGCAAUAUCAGUUGUAAGCACAGACGAUGAUCUAGCCUGACUUCUGAGACAAGUCACGACCUUUGAGGUCUGAACCAGUGAAGCCCCCCACUUUGGAAUGGUAACCAAGCCAGCAGCUGAAGCCUCUUUCUUCCUCCCAUCUGGAAGAACAUCAAGAUAUCUUUGCGUGGAUCAAGCUUGUAUACUUAAUCAUUUUUAUAUUACUUUUGUAAAUAUUCCCAUCCACAUUCUCCUUCAGUUUUGGAUGUGGUUACCAAAAGUAUCUGUAACCCUUGAAUCUCUAGACAGUAUUGCCACCUCUGGCCAAAUAUGCACUUUCCCUCGAAAGCCAUAUUCCAGCAACGAAACUUGUGCUAUAGUGUAUACCACCUGUACAUACAUUGUAUAGGCCAUCUGUAAAUAUCCCAGAGAACAAUCACUAUUCUUAAGCACUUUGAAAAUAUUUCUAUGUAAAUUAUUGUAAACUUUUUCAAUGGUUGGGACAAUGGCAAUAGGAUAAAACGGGUUACUAAGGUGAAAUUGCCAAAAAAAAAAAAUUUGUAAACUAAUUUUGUACGUAUGAAUGAAAUCUUUGACCUCAAUGGAGGUUUGCAAAGACUAAGUGUUCAAACUACUGUACAUUUUUUUUCCAAGUGCUAAAAAAAAUUAAACCAAGCAGCUUAACCAUGGUUUGUGCCUAUUCAUCUAGGAUGAACUUCUGUAAACAGCCUGAGUAGUAUCAGGUGUUCUAACUAAAUAUAUGAGCUCUAGAUCUUGAUGUUGUAUAAUGAAGCCUAUAAUAUGGCUUGUUUCCCUUACAAUUAAGUACUAAAAGAAUGAGGUACCACUUAAUACUUGCCUCCCCAAAUAUUUCUUGUUUGGUAAAAGAAGCUAGUUUAGCCGGUUCCCAGAACCCUUUGAGGAAAUUUCCUACUCCAAUUAGUUUCCUGAUUCAGUAACAUAUGCUAAAGAUUUCUGUCAAUCCUUUCUGUACUUGUCUCAGAUUUCUGUGUCCUAAAAUUGUGUAUCAUUCAAGGAAAAGUGCCUUCCACUGCAUGGGUAAGAACUUUCUUCUUUUACACAUCUACACCAUCGACCCUGAAGACAGCUAGGGAGGUAACAGUCAGUGCUAUUCUUGAACAGUCUAAAGCAGUGGUUCUCAGUGGGGUUAAGGUCGGCAUCUACAUCAUCUGGGAACUUGUUAAGCACGCACAUUCUUAGGCCCUACUCUGGACCUGCUCAAUCAAAAGCUCUGAGAGCAAGGUCCAGGAAUGUGUGUUUUCAGAAGCCCUUCAGGUGAUUCUGAUGUAAACUAAUAUUUGAAAACCACUAUUUUAAAGUGACUUCAUGGAGAAUCUAUAAGGUGAUCUAAUCUGUCAGGCUUGCUGGCAUAGAAUGAAUUCCUUCUAUGGACAAUUUUCAAAACAUUUAAUAUGAAGAGUAGAAAAGGACACUGGUAGAAGAAAAAGUAGCUGACAACUUGUGUAAGAUUUCCAUCAGAUGGGCCAUUUCUUUCUCUUAAACCUCAGGAAGCCAGCAAGCAAGGGAAGAAACAAAGCUUUAACCCUGGGAAGAUACUCCAAGCCCAAAGCAAGGUGACGGUCCACUGCAGAAGGAGCUGCAAUCUUUGCAGAUUGAUCAGUGCAGUAGCCAAAGGAGAAGAGAAGAUAUUUUUGAAGAGCUAAAUGGAUCAGUGGAUGAGUCAGAGUCCACUUGCAUAUGGAAUGUAAAUAAGACAGUUGUGCUUUGGCUUGUGGCUUAGGUGAAGAGAUCAAUAAUCCUAGAUGAGAAGGUGCUUCUGUCAUCUUGUUUAAUAGAUACCCUCUUGUGAUUCCAGUCAAAUGGAUGAGAGUGAAUUCUGGUGUGGACCUUUUUUGUGGGGGUGUGGAGGUCAAGCACACAGGAAAAGGAUGAAGUUGUGAAGGUAGGCAUCUCUGCCUGCCACCUGUUGCUUCAUCUGCAAAUAGUCAUUACACUAAACAGGAUGUGGCCUGCUCCUGUGAGGUGUCUGGAGGGUCUGUUCUAUGAGUAGGUGAGCAUUCAUCCUAUAUAAACUCUAAAGGCCAUUUGGUUGACUGGGACUUUGACCUUCUUCUUGUAUAAAACCCACUGAUAGGUUUAUUCAUUUAGAGCAAAACAGAAUUCUUUCCUUGGAAGCUUAAAGACACCAGUGUUUCCCAUUAUAAGGUUUUUACAAUAUUAGUCCACUAUAAAGCCCAAAGCCAUAGAUUUUAAGAAUAAACCCAAGCAGAUCCUCCAUCAUCUCCUGGAUUCCAGUCCCUGGUAGGACUUCCAGGUUUUAGGUCCCAAUUUCCAACCUUCAAAGAGUCUAUAGCAUCUCAUUCUUUCACCUUGCUCUCUACAGAAGUAACCAAGGACAGAAACUCUACCUUAAGAGGUGCAUACUCACUUGAAGAAAUGUGGUAACUAGAUAUUUAUAUGGAAAUUAGAACAGUUACAUGGCUAAUCAAUUCAGCAUGAAGUAAUAGUUCAUGGGAGACUAGAGCCUUGUGCAUCGGGAGCCACACAAGAACUUUAAGACUCCAGUGUAAAACCUAUUGGCAUAAGUUUGCUAUGUCUCUAGAGUUUAAUAUGGGAAAUGAGAAUUAAUUAAGAGGUAAAGUAUGAAGCUUAGCAGACACUAAAGAAGGAUGUUUGAAGUUAAAUGAGCCUGUCAUGCAAGUCACAGAAAGGAAGCCCUCUAGAGACUUUACCAGCUGCUACAAAGACUGAUGAUAAACAGAUCUGUGGCCUCUGGUAAAGAAAUUCAGUCAAAGUUUUGAGUCCAAAUUUUUAAAUGGCCUUUGCAAGCUAUCUGUUUGGUAAGAAAUAUUCCUAGUUGUUCAGUCAGCUCUUAAAACAUUCUUACAGCUAUUUUAAAGCCUCGGUAUCAUUACCAAGCCUCUGGUGUUCUAUUCUUGAUGAACACAAGGCAAAAAACUGGAGACUUCAACUCUGACACUUGCUUCUGUUCCUUAUAUCUUUGGAAAUCCGAUAACCCUUCUCAAAAAAUGAGAAGACAGGCUUUAAAUAGCAAAAAUAUAGGGCACUGGAAGAACUGCCUCUUCAGUUAACACUUAGAAACAGAAGACCUAAAUUGAAGACUACCUUUUAACUAUCCUCACGCCCAAGCAGAAGAUCUUGAUGGGGGUAUGCGCCUGUGUCAUGCAGUCUAACUGGAGUAAUUUCCUAGAAUUCUCACCUUGGGAAGCAGUUUAUUAUUGUGAAUCCAAUAGAAGUUGGAAUUCUUGCUUUUAAUGGUGGGGAAGCUCUUAAAACACAUCUACACUUUGGCAGUAACAACUUACAUCCAAGAAUGAGGACUACAACCUGUUGGUCUUUAUCACUCAUUUGGGUUCCUCAGCUUAAAUGGACCUAAAUUGUGGAAGUUCUGGAAAACAUAAAAGAUGAUCUUCACAACAACCUGAAUAGGUAAGUAUUAUCUCCAAUUUGUAGAUAUGAAAACUGAGGUGGCAAAUAAUGGGUGAUUCCAAACCUUGUGUGCUUACUGGCACUCCUCUCAGACAAAGGCAGUGCUGUGUAAAGGUUAAGUUGAACGUCACAUUGUGUGUUUGCUGAGUUUCCUUUACUAAUGACCUUGGAUGCUUCUGCAUUUUCUCAGACACCCAUAGUAACUGGCUUCCAAUAUGGCACCAUGAGGAGGGUAUAACACUAGCAACUCCAUGUCAGGUUGGCACAGAAUAAAUGUUUGUUCAGUGCCAGGCCUACAAGAUGCUAAAAGUUCCAGAAUUAUUUUCCUUGGCAAUGGGAAGUAGAGUAGAUCACUGGAUUACAAGGUGAAAGAUAAAGAGUCCCCAAAGGAAUUUAUAAACAUGCAACAUCAUUCCUGUGUAUGAAGACAUUGGGGAAAACAAACUAUUACACAACAUAUCUUAAAUAUUAAGGUUCUCAUAAGGACAUACCCGCCCAAGAAGACAGAAAGAACUGUGACUUGAGUCCAUGGGUUGAUGAUGCAAUACCUAACCCUGGGUCUUAGGUAUUCUGGAAUCUACCCAUGAGACCUGGGCAUUGCUCACAUUUCACACAUGCACAGAGGGGAAAGAACUCUUGGAAUGAAAUGACUGGCUUUGACAAAACUCUUGUUUUUUAAAAUGUCACUUGAUACCAAAAUAUGACUUAAGAGUAUGUAAGGCCUCAGAAGUCCAGAGCGUACAACCAGUUAUCAUGCUCAGGAUCUAGAGGCACAUGUUGGAACACAUCCCAUCCUGCUGACCUGUAGAUAAAUAUUUCUUUUAUUAAUAAACUGUACAUGUAACU
This is a messenger RNA of Capra hircus (goat), 6875 nucleotides long. It is a transcript of the gene VLDLR, whose product is annotated as very low density lipoprotein receptor. Bases 121 to 2658 code for a protein of 845 amino acids. NCBI's taxonomy places the organism in Eukaryota, Metazoa, Chordata, Mammalia, Artiodactyla, Bovidae. The transcript has 18 exons. Gene Ontology annotation, molecular function: calcium ion binding; protein binding. The record is from RefSeq and is a predicted model, not a curated record.